AUGGCUCCCAAGCAAGAACAAGAAUCUGCCCUCUUGAACCCUCUCGUCUAUGGUCAAGAUACAGACGAAGACUCAGAAUCCUACCAUUAUGCCCCUCCUCGAAGACGGCGAUGCUCUGCAUGCAGAUGUGUCGGAUGGAUCUUCACUUUACUCUCAAUUAUCUUCAUCUCAGCGCUCUCUGGUGCUUGGAUCUCAAUGGCAUAUCUCAACAUUGACCAGACAUGUGCUGCACACACAACAGCAUGGUCACCGGUUCUGAAGGACGUUGCGAUAAAAUACCACGAACAACCAUUUGAUGGAAACUUUAUGGAAGAGAAUGACUUCCGCAAGAAUGGCUCUGCGAAAGUCGAUGAAGCAUGGGAAUCACUUGGUGUUGAUUAUCGACCUGGUGUCAUCUCAUACGAAGAUGGAAUCGCCAGUGGCCUCACCGAUGCCCAUGUUCAAGUCAGUCCUGAGCAUGGCGGCGGUUUCAUCGUCAACGUUGAGGGCAUGCAUCACCUUCACUGUCUGAAUCUUGUACGCAAGUCUCUCUACUUCAAUUACGACCACUACAAGGCCCUGGGUGGACAUGCCUUCAAGAACGACGGCGAAGUCUUCCGCCUACACGUCACACACUGCCUUGACACAAUUCGCCAAGUUCUCAUGUGCAACGUCGAUACCGGUGUUCUUGGACAAGUCUGGUACGACAGAAAGAACCCCAGCGCAUUCCCCGACUUCAACACCAAGCACACUUGCAAGAACUACGAAGAUAUCAAGAAGUGGUCCGAGAAGCUUCAGGCUCCUCCUCCUGGCACUCUGCCCCCAGAUUUCCUCGCCGACCCACACCCCGAGCAUGUUCUUGAGUUCACACCAUAA
Molecule: messenger RNA, 855 nt
Organism: Fusarium musae
Lineage: Eukaryota; Fungi; Ascomycota; Sordariomycetes; Hypocreales; Nectriaceae
Exons: 6
Coding region: 1-855 (284 amino acids)
Biological process (GO): mycotoxin biosynthetic process
Source: RefSeq, a predicted model, not a curated record